Raphanus sativus (radish) is the source of this 621-nucleotide messenger RNA. RefSeq lists its product as uncharacterized. NCBI's taxonomy places the organism in Eukaryota, Viridiplantae, Streptophyta, Magnoliopsida, Brassicales, Brassicaceae. Bases 150 to 482 code for a protein of 110 amino acids. The transcript is spliced from 2 exons. The record is from RefSeq and is a predicted model, not a curated record.
UCGAGUCAUAUAUUGAAAGCAAUAUACUUGUACCGAUAUACAAGUUUAUAUAGGGUAAAUAGAUAAUUCCAUAUAUACAUAACAAAAAUUUACAAGAAAAAACUAGUUUGUGUCUUUGUUUUACGUUCGUGGGUUCACAUACACAGUUGAUGGGAAGAACUGUGAUCACCAAAGCACCAAAGCUUUUCUUAAGGAGUUGGAAGCAAGUUUAUGGACGAGCAGGGAUAAGCAGCAAAGCUGCAAAACCAAAUCCUAUGGUAGUCGACUACUCUGAAGACAUUUCCGAUCAUAGAGUAGAGAUCAACUGUGGCGGCGAAGAGGAGUGGAUCCCACACCCACGUACCGGAAUAUUCUUUCCGCCACGACAUGAGUCGGUGAUGGACGGUGUCCCUGACGGUGCAGCUUCCUUUGACAUGACGUUUUGGCUUAGGAACGUAGACGGUGUGGACAAACCUGAGCCUGCUUAUCAUUUUCCUAACUGAAAAUGCUACAAUGAUCGAGUUAUGUAAGAAAUUAUAAUGGGACUAUACUAUGUAACUAUAGCAAAAUAAUCUCAUUCCUGAUGAAUGGUUUGUACGCAACUUUGAUUAUGAUACUUUCGUAUGAUGCAUCUAUCUUAUU